Messenger RNA from Penicillium alfredii, 1335 nucleotides. RefSeq lists its product as uncharacterized. NCBI's taxonomy places the organism in Eukaryota, Fungi, Ascomycota, Eurotiomycetes, Eurotiales, Aspergillaceae. Bases 1 to 1335 code for a protein of 444 amino acids. The transcript is spliced from 2 exons. The record is from RefSeq and is a predicted model, not a curated record.
AUGUCUUCAGACUCUGUUUCUGUUUCUCCCUCUCCUCUCCCGAGGAGCCGCCGCGAAGGUGGGCUCUCUCGAAUUCCUCGUGUGAGACCUUCCCACUCUCACACCUCCAACGCGGCAAAUGAGGGCCCUGCGGUGCCUUCGCCCCGCAGCAACAUCCCUGUCCCUUCGGGCAGAUCAAGUGCUUCGGCACAGAGGUCUCCCGAAAGGGUAUCAGCUAGCUCGCCGGUGGGCACAAUCCGGUACAUCGAGGCCUCUCAGGGACGCCGAGUCUUCCAGGGCACCAUGCAGCCGGAGCUUGCUGCUGGACUGCCGACAACUGUCGAAGAGCCCAGCAUCCAUGACAGCCUCGAAGACCCGGACAGCUCGGAGUCUGCUUAUGACGGGGAUUCGAACACCCUGCGGCAGCGCCAUGAGCCUGCUAUGUACGUCUCGUUGGCUGCAAGCCGAUACAUCAUGGGCAGCGAGUCUUCCUCCUCGGCCAAUCGAGCUCUCACCCGUCGGACGAGCACCACCUUCUACCCCCGCGCCCUGGAGCGCAACAGCAUGGCAAGUGACGGCGCCAAUUACGACUCCUUCCCCUCUUCCAGCUCAGAGGAACUGCAUGCUCAGGGAGCCGACAAUCAAUCCCAGCCCCCGACCAUGGAAAGCCCUUUCCCUCCCUUGUUGGUUUCUAUGCCCGACGAGCCCACCGCCAUCACGUUCGAAGAAAUUGUCACGCGACACCCCGAGGUCGCGAACACGGUGAUCCAGACGGGCGUGGUGCGAGUGACGGACCAGCGACGAACCUUGGGGGUCAUGGAUGGCCUGCGCCAGGUGUUCGCACGGAACCGCUCAGAGCGACGGGAUCCGGCAACAUUCGAGACCAUGAAUUCCCGUGCCGAGUCACCGGCCUCCCGCGGAUCUCUUUUCACCUUGUUCCGCCAGCCCAGUCGAACGCCGGUCGCCGCCGCAGGCUCGCCUGCGAUCGAAAUCCCAGCGCCCGAGGCCGCCAGCCCGGCUACUACCAUGAUCUCUCCCGCCGCCCCCGUGUUUACCAGCGAGGCGGUGCCGACCACCGAAGCGGUCGCGAAGGACAUGGCUCGCGUGCGGCGAUACCUCGACAUGCUCGCCGAGAAGGCAGCAGUCGGGCCCGAGGAGCAACGGGCGAAGUACCAUCAGGCCUGGACCAGCCUGGCGACCAAGUUCUUCGACGUUGAGAGCCGGGACGCCCGCGACACUGAGGUCCACGCUAUGUACACGCAGAUGCGGGCAGAGAGCACUCUGCACAGACGCGGACUGUUCGUGGAAAUGGCAGGGAGCCUGUCUGCCCUGGGUCUCGAUGAGCCCAGCGAGUGA